UCCUAUUAAACUACGAAUUGUUCAACAUUUGUUAGUAUGUUAAAUUACAGUGAUAUUAACUCAAUUCAUAGGUAAGUAUAAUGUAUAUAUUUAAUUUAUUUUCAGUUUGUCUUUUAAUACCAUACCCAUCUAAGCAGCACUUUGUUUGGCCAUUACAUUGGUGUUUGCUAGCUGACAUUUGUAAUCAUACUUGGAUCCCAGAGUGCGGAGCUGAAGAUGAGAUACCAACUAACAGGAAAUUGUUCAUAGAUGAAUGCGAUAUGUACGAAUACAACUGUGACUAUGAGAGAGAUUUUGAACCUAUAAACUAUUCGGAUUGCUUCAAUUUACCAAUAAAAGAGUGUCCCGUUGUCCAACCAUGUCCAUCGAUACCCCCGUGUCCUGAUCACAGGUUGCAUAAGAAAGGAAAUAAGUACAAAUUCGUUAAAACUCCCCCGAAGGAUUCUUUAAGACGGAGGGGUUUUAAAAGAACUACGCUUACGUCAUUACCAAGACAUAUGCUUAGAGGAAGGCGGCGGUAUACACCAUGGCAUACUCGAAAUAUUAGAAGAAGCGUAUCGAGAACAAGGGCUACAUUUACAACAGUUGUUUUAAAAAGAGAAGAGGUAAUCAAGAAUGGAAAACGAAUGAUGAAAGUAAUAAAGAAAAUAUUUAGAACCGUUACGAAAAAGAAGGUUACGGACGAUCAGGAUUUUCUUGAAUAAAUGUUUAUUUUCUAUUCUUACAGUAACAUAUUACAAAAUGUAACUAGCAUAUAAAUAAGAAUACAAAACAAAUUUUAAAUAAUGCGAUCCUUGUAAAUUCAGAAAGUGUGCAAUUAAAUAGCUAAUCACACAUGAGCAUUGAGGGAUACUCAUAAAUGGUGCCUCCCUAAGUUAAUUUGUACGUGCUUACGGCCCUGCAAUUGCGAUCGUUUACCAGGACGAGUGUGAUUAUUUGGUACUCACAGCCCCAGUCUCUUCAACACUUCCACAUUAUAUGCCCUACCUCUAAGGACCUCAAUAAGAUUAGGCUGGAUAGCAAGAUCACUCUUACUGGUUGUAUCCACACUUGAAACAAAGUUGGGUAUAUACGUAGUAUAGCGGUUAAUUUAGCCUCAUGUAAUUAUUCAUAAUAAAUUAAUUUUAGAUUUGCUCCACCAUCAAAGAUAUUACUUUUCUUUAUAGAAAGGGAAUAUAUUUUAUUUUUCCAGCAAGUUUA
Molecule: messenger RNA, 1200 nt
Organism: Pieris rapae (cabbage white)
Lineage: Eukaryota; Metazoa; Arthropoda; Insecta; Lepidoptera; Pieridae
Exons: 3
Coding region: 81-704 (207 amino acids)
Source: RefSeq, a predicted model, not a curated record